AUGGCCCGCAGACUCAACUUUGAAAGAUCGCUCACGCCAAGCGUGACUUACGAACGCCAGAGGAGCUGUCACGACCAUGGUCAUGAAGAGGCAGCUGAAUUCCUUGGUUCAAGCGGGACCCUGCACCCUGAGCGCACGGAUGCUGAGGGGACACGCAACAAGCGCACAAAGAAUGACAGCAGCAACAAUAGCAGCGACGAAAGCGCACAUGCACGCCAUGCAGCUAGCCCAGCUGCUUUUGCCACGCCGACUGGGAAAGGGACCGGAGCGACUGAGCCAGCAACUCCAACAAACAACUCUCUGGCAAUGUUCAACUUCAAGCAGCAGCAACAAGACCAGCAGCUGUUGCUACCGCUGCCGAAAGGGAAGAUGCCUUCCCUGCCUGUCUCGCUCACAGCUGUGCGAGCCCGAAACGACACCAGAAGCCGCAGCAACAACAUCGCAGACAAGAGCCACAACAACAGCACGAACAGCAGCAGCCGUAAUUCCGCCGACAGCAGUGACGGCGGCAGUGGCAACAGCAGCAGGUCUGCAACUUCAAAGGCUUCAACACUCCCAUUGCUGGCGAGUGGAAGCAGCGUCACCUCAAGAACACCAGCAUCCCCUUCGGGAUCUACAGACCUGGUCAGCAGCGCACGAGGAAGCAGCUUGCAUGUACCUACUGGUGCGAACACCAGGCUGCCACCAAGCUCGCCUUCAAUGAACAAGCAAUCCACCGGCUACGAAGAAGAGCUGGUACAGCGGCGCCUCCCUGCCGAGGUUGCACUCCGACCCAGCUCGCCCGCCACCCUCCGCCAGUACGCCUUGCCCCUUCGGACACACCCACAGCUGCAGCUACAACAGGCCUUCGGCGCAGUGCAAGAAGAAGAGUACGAUCAACAGAAUCAACAGCAGGGGUUCGAGGAGCAGCCAUCAGGAACGGCGACAAGAACAUACCCAGGGUUGGAUGUGUACGGCUCUCACCAACUGGCUCAAGUGACCCCACUAACGACAAAGCCACCAGCACCACAGGCAACGUCCCCACUGCCGGUGUCCUCAACUGCGGCAGCUAUGACAAGUUACGCGCCCCAACACUCGCACAUGUACCAUCAGUUGCAUCACCAGCAGUGCCAACACUAUCCAACCCACAGCUCAGCCUCGAUGCACUAUGAUCUUCAGCAGCACACGCCACUGCCUCCUACUCACUUCCCAGCGGCGUGGCCUGCAGAGGAACCACUGCAGCACCUCCACACCAUCGAUGAGAUCGCGGCAUCCGAGAUUCAAGACAUUCUCUACAAGCUGCACUUGCAACACAUUUCCUUGCUGGCACAGCUGAGACAGCAGGAGGAGGCCCACCGCCAGCAUCACUGGCCUCUGUCUUCGUCAUCAACGAGACAUGACAGACCUGGGCCGACAUUGUCCUUUGGCAUGCAGCCUGCAGCCUCCACCUCCGAUGCAGACGUCGAGUGUGCGCUUAGGAUUCUCAACAUGACGCAGGAGCUCGUGUGCGCCGUGCUGUCGUCGUCUCACACAUUCACAUUUGACCAAGGCAAAGACGAACACUAA
This is a messenger RNA of Salpingoeca rosetta, 1545 nucleotides long. RefSeq lists its product as uncharacterized. The record is from RefSeq and is a predicted model, not a curated record. The transcript is spliced from 4 exons. NCBI's taxonomy places the organism in Eukaryota, Choanoflagellata, Craspedida, Salpingoecidae. Bases 1 to 1545 code for a protein of 514 amino acids.